Molecule: messenger RNA, 1444 nt
Organism: Morus notabilis
Lineage: Eukaryota; Viridiplantae; Streptophyta; Magnoliopsida; Rosales; Moraceae
Product: E3 ubiquitin protein ligase DRIP2
Exons: 7
Coding region: 1-1281 (426 amino acids)
Molecular function (GO): ubiquitin-protein transferase activity
Source: RefSeq, a predicted model, not a curated record
AUGAUGAUGAUGGUGAGGAAGAGUGGUAGUUAUGAAAGCCAAGUGGUGAAGGUGGGAAAGGAGAAGAUUUUGGGGUGUUUGACAUGCUCGAUUUGCGAUAAGCUCUUCGUCGACGCCACGACUAUUUCAGAAUGUCUUCACACCUUUUGCAGGAAGUGCAUUUAUGAGAAGAUAGCAGAUGAAGAGUUGGAUCACUGUCCAGUAUGCAAUACACAUUUAGGCUGUGUUCCACUUGAUAAACUCAGGGUUGAUCACAAUUUGCAAGAUCUAAGAGCCAAAAUCUUCCCUUUCGAGACCAAAACCGGCAAUGCGUCUCAUGCUGUGCCCUCAGCUCCAUUUCAAGCUAAAAGAAAGGAGAGAUCUCUUUCUUCCUUGGUUGUCAAUGCCCCUAGAGCAAGACCCGAAAGUUGUUUUACUGCAAGAAGAAAAAACCCCACAAGAAAAAAUCUCGUUCGAUCAGAAUCCGCUCAUCUUGAUCACAAGCCUGUUAAAAAGGCAGAUGAAUGUCUGGAGAAGAUACUCAAAAUUGCAGCCAAUGGAAAGCAGGCAGAAGAAGAGACUUCUAGAAAUGAGUCAUAUAAGCAACAAAUUCAAAAAGAUAAUGUAGAGGAUAAUGCCAAACCAUUUGAAGGGAAAUCUGAUAUGUGGAAACCCUUGAAAACUAUGGUUGAGGCUCCAAGCAAAACAAAGGCGAAAAAGGCCAAUCUACAAGAGACUAUGGUUGAGUCUGUUGGCCUUAACAGUGAAGUUUAUGAGCCUAAAGUAAGAGUUAAGAAACAAGGGAAGAGGUCGAGAGUCCAUGGUAGCGGAAGCGACGAGACUCUUGAGCCUUCUGGCUCGGUGAAGCGCAGAAAGACACUUCGACAAAGAAGGGCGGCUACCUCGGGUGGAUUUAAUGUUCCAGCACGAAGUAUGGAGGUUGCAAAUAGUGAAUUUGGCAGAAGAUUUGGACCAAUUUGGUUCUCUCUAAUUGCUUCCAAUGAACAGCAAGGGAAUGCACCAUUGCAGCAGAUACCCUCAUGCUACUUGAGGGUUAAGGAUGGUAGUUUACCUGUUUCUUUGGUAAAAAAAUACCUGGCGAGAAAACUGGGUCUUGCUAGCGAGGCUGAGGUAGAGAUUUCACUGCGUGGUCAGCCGGUGAAUUCGACAUUCAAACUACACAACUUAGUGGACUUGUGGAUACGGACAGCGCCGUCGUCGGAUAGGAUACAGACAUCGGCCGGCAGCUCAGGCAAGGAUUUUGUGAUGGUUCUGUCUUAUGGUAGAAAAAGCUCCGCAUGAACACGUUUUAGCAAUUCCAAAAGUUACAUCUCUGUCAAGAGUCACACCGGGUCUUGAAUAGCAUCACUGAUCUCCGGAGCAGCAUUUUCAUUUGUUAUUAGUUGCGACCCUCUCAUGCAUAUUUUUCCGAAAAUGCAUAUCGAGUGGUGUUAACGUUGCUUGC